Messenger RNA from Dentiscutata erythropus, 181 nucleotides. NCBI's taxonomy places the organism in Eukaryota, Fungi, Glomeromycota, Glomeromycetes, Diversisporales, Gigasporaceae. The record is from the annotation of a GenBank genome assembly.
AUGGAAGUGAUUGUUGUAAAAAAGGAAAGAUUAACUUAUACUGAACCUAUUACACCCUUAAAGGAAUUAUAUAUUAGAAAUGAUGAUGUAGGAGAUAAAUUUCGCAAAAACAUUCAUGCUUAUAACAGUAUUUUUGCUUUCACGUCUAUGAGAGUAAAAUUAGAUAAAGAUUUGGCCAGUG